Molecule: messenger RNA, 504 nt
Organism: Daphnia magna
Lineage: Eukaryota; Metazoa; Arthropoda; Branchiopoda; Diplostraca; Daphniidae
Source: the annotation of a RefSeq genome assembly
AUUUUCGUCCAGUUAGUUCUUUCAACUUUAAUAGUAAUCUUAGCGGUAGUUUUCCCCACUUUGACCCAUCCUUUAGGAAUAGGUUUGGUAAUUUUAAUACUAAGCAUCUUAUUAGCAGUAAGUUUGGGCCUAAUUAUGACUAAUUUUUGGGUAUCUUAUGUACUUAUCUUAGUUUUACUAGGAGGUCUGCUAGUAAUUUUUAUUUAUAUUUCUUUAUUAGCUCCUAAUGAACUUUUUUCAAAAAAAAAUAUCUUCAAAAUUACACUUAGAAGUUUCUCUAUAUUUAUUGUACUGAUAUUUUCUAGCUUAUUUUUUUGAGUAACAAAAAGAGAAUCCUAUCUACCUACUAACCCCACAGAUAGAGAGGGUAUACUAUGACUAAAUUCUCUCUACUCUCAAGAUUUAAGAGGAGUCACGUUAUUUUUAAUCUUUUAUCUUCUUUUAACUCUUAUUGUUGUGGUCAAUAUUACGAAACAUGACUAUUCUUCUUUACGUUCUAACUAA